Phragmites australis (common reed) is the source of this 1466-nucleotide messenger RNA. Its product is annotated as putative clathrin assembly protein At1g25240. Gene Ontology annotation, biological process: clathrin coat assembly; vesicle budding from membrane; clathrin-dependent endocytosis. Gene Ontology annotation, cellular component: clathrin-coated vesicle; clathrin-coated pit. Bases 213 to 1325 code for a protein of 370 amino acids. NCBI's taxonomy places the organism in Eukaryota, Viridiplantae, Streptophyta, Magnoliopsida, Poales, Poaceae. Gene Ontology annotation, molecular function: SNARE binding; phosphatidylinositol-4,5-bisphosphate binding; clathrin heavy chain binding. The record is from RefSeq and is a predicted model, not a curated record. The transcript has a single exon.
AUUUAGAAAGCUUGACCUGGUGGCCGUUCACAAUUACCUUUAUUUUUUCAUUGUUGGUACUCCUUUCUUCUCGUUUCCCAUGCCGACCGAUGACCUCAAGAGCUGCCGACCAUCCUCGAUCGCAUUGACCCAGCCGCACCUCGGCCGCGAGGCCAGUAACGAAGCAGGUGAGGCGCCAAGACGCCGGCGAGCCUGACAAGGCGUGGAGAGAGAUGACAUCCGUGCGUCAGUGGUGGCGCCGCGCCGUCGCGGCCCUCAAGGACAGGAGGAGCAUGCUCCUGGCUCGCGUGCGGCCGCGCAGGGUCGGGGCUUGGCACCACCGGGAGCUGGAGGUGGCAGUGAUCCGCGCGACGAGCCACGAGGACCGGUGGAUGGACUACCGGAGCGCCGCGCGGGUGUUCGCGUGGGCGCGCACAUCGCCAUCGUUCCUGCGAUCCGUCAUGUGGGUGCUGGCGCGCCGCGCGCGGCGGACGCGGUGCUGGGUCGUGGCGCUCAAGACCCUCAUGAUCGCGCAUGGCCUGUCCCUACGCUCGGGCCUCGCUCCGCCCGAGGCGCGCGCCGGGCGCGUUCCCUUCGAGCUCGCCGACUUCCAGGACCGCUCUUCGUCGUCAGCCAAGUCCGUGGCCUUCUCCGCCUUCGUGCGCGCCUAUUUCCGCUUCCUCAACUACCGCUCCCACUUCUCCGCACAGGAAGACAUCGACGGCGACGGCGCCGAUUGCUCCGACUACCAAACGACCCGGCUCGACCGGAUAGCCAAGCAGCAAUUCCUGCUUGAGCUGCUCCUGCAGAUCCGCCCGUACGGCGACGGCAUGGAGGUGCCGCUCGUCCUGGAGGCCAUGGACUGCGCCCUCAUCGAGAUCUUCCAGGUGUACGGCGAAAUAUGCACCGGCAUCGCACGGUUCCUCGUCAGCGGCGUUCCCGGGCCGGCGAAGCCGCGGGUGGGCAAAGCGGCCACGGCGGCGGGGGUAAAAGUGCUCUGGCGGUCGGCGGAGCAGAGCGCGCAGCUCGCGUCGUACUUCGAGCUGUGCCGCGGGCUCGGCGUGGUCAACGCCCGCAAACUCCCGGCGGCGUUCGUGCGCGUGGCGGACGAGGACGUCCGGCACCUCGAGCGGAUCCUCAUGGGCGACGCGCAAGACGACGCCGAUGACGAGGCGGAGGGAGAAGGAACGGCGUCGGUUGACGCGAAGGAUGCGGGGUCGGCGUCGACGACCACUGUGGUGACGAUGGAGUGGGUGGCGUUCGACGAGGAGAAAUCAAGCGGCGGCGCAGUCAAUGGAACCCAUUCAUCGCCGCGCGUUUGGACGUCCGGGAAGGCGGGAACUUGAUCGAGCUGUUCUGAUCGGGUGCAGUGGCGUUGCCUUCUUGCUGUUCUUGUGCUCCCGCCGGAUUAAGGUUAGAAGCGAUUGUUAAUUUGUCAUUACACGAAUUGUACUCUUGUAAAUAGAAACGUGACUCGUUUUUAUGUU